This is a messenger RNA of Aspergillus clavatus NRRL 1, 2127 nucleotides long. It is a transcript of the gene sly1, whose product is annotated as syntaxin-binding protein. The record is from RefSeq and is a predicted model, not a curated record. Bases 1 to 2127 code for a protein of 708 amino acids. Gene Ontology annotation, molecular function: syntaxin binding. Gene Ontology annotation, biological process: endoplasmic reticulum to Golgi vesicle-mediated transport; intracellular protein transport. The transcript has 4 exons. Gene Ontology annotation, cellular component: cytosol; Golgi membrane. Lineage: Eukaryota; Fungi; Ascomycota; Eurotiomycetes; Eurotiales; Aspergillaceae.
AUGGCGUCCCAUGCAUUGUCGCUUCGAGACCGUCAGGUCGCCUCCAUCCAGAAGAUCUUGAACUUAAACCACGAUCCCCAUGCAACGGGGGAUAGCCCUCACGAUGUAUCCGCUCAGGGCCUCAUUUCAACACCGAUCCUGAAUGAGGACGGUGACCCCAUAUGGAAGGUAUUGGUGUUUGAUAACAUGGGCCGGGAUGUCAUUAGCAGUGUGCUGCGGGUGAACGAUCUCAGAGCUUGGGGUGUCACAAUUCAUCUAAACCUGAACUCCGUCAGAUAUCCCAUCCCCGAUGUCCCCGUCGUAUACCUCGUGGAGCCGACCCCCGCCAACAUCCAAACAAUCACAAACGAUCUCUCCCGCGGCCUCUAUUCACCCGCCUAUGUCAACUUUCUUUCAUCCGUACCUCGACCGCUUCUUGAAGACUUCGCGUCCCAGAUCGCCACAACCGGUACCGCAGAGCAUAUUGCUCAGGUUUAUGACCAAUAUUUGAACUUCAUCGUGGCGGAACCGGACCUUUUCAGCUUGGGUCUUGGAAAUGAUGCCUACUGGAAGAUCAAUAGCGCCAAGACGAGCGAUGAGGAGUUGGACGCCAUCGUUGAUAAGAUCGUCAGUGGCCUGUUCAGUGUCAGUGUGACUAUGGGUACUAUCCCUAUCAUCCGUUGUCCCAAAGGCGGCGCAGCAGAGUUGAUUGCUACAAAGCUUGACCGGAAACUGCGCGACCAUAUCCUCAAUUCCAAAGACAACCUGUUCUCCAGCAACAAAAAACUGCCUUCCGGGGUACCCUCAUCACGGCCAGUCUUGAUCGUAGUCGACCGCAAUGUGGAUUUAGUUCCCAUGCUCUCGCACUCAUGGACAUACCAGUCACUAGUGCAGGAUGUACUUCAGAUGCGUCUCAAUCGGAUCACAGUCGAGACACCAGUGGAUGAAUCUAAUCCUGCCAGAGGCGUGACGAAGAAGGCGUACGACUUGGGCAGCAACGACUUCUUCUGGAAGCGCAACGCUGGAGCACCUUUCCCCCAGGUGGCGGAAGACAUCGAUGCCGAAUUGACACGGUACAAAGAAGACGCGAAUGAGAUUACGAAGAAGACCGGCGCUUCCUCCAUCGAAGAUUUACAGAACGACACCAGUGCAUCUGCGCAGCACCUCAAGGCCGCCAUUACCCUGCUUCCUGAAUUGCGAGAGCGCAAAGCUGUUCUGGACAUGCAUAUGAACAUAGCGACUGCACUACUGAAGGGGAUUAAGGACCGUCAGCUAGAUAACUUCUUCGAACUCGAGGAGAACAUCACGAAGCAAUCAAAAGCACAGAUUUUGGAAUUGGUCAACGACCCCGCAAAGGGCAGCGACCCAACCGAUAAACUCCGAUUAUUCAUCAUCUGGUUCUUGAGCACCGAGACAGACUUGUCUCGUGCAGACAUGAGCCAAUUCGAGGAGGCUCUUAAACGCGCGGGAAUUGAGGAUGUCAGUCCUCUGACUUAUGUCAGACAGGUUCGAGAGCUCACUCGCAUGACCAUGAUGACGACUGCCGCACCACAGCAGCAAUCCUCCGACUUGUUUCGUGGAUUUUCGUCCCUCUCCAACCGCUUGACAGAUCGGAUUACCUCCGGCGCAUUGGGGGCCAAUUUCGACUCGCUGAUCUCCGGCGUCAAGAACUUCUUGCCGGCAAACAAGGAUCUCACAUUGACCAAGAUCACUGAAUCCAUCAUGGAUCCAGCAUCGGCCUCGAGUUCAGCAAUCGCCAAAACAGAGAAUUAUCUCUACUUCGACCCCCGGAGCGCUAACGCACGGGGGGCGAUGCCACCUGCAUCUGCAUCCCGCAACCAACAAGGUCCAGGAGCCCUUGGCGGUGUGGGACCGGGAACCAGUGCCACAUUCGGGCAGCGUCGCCAGGCCUUCAACGAAGCGAUCGUCUUCACCGUCGGUGGCGGCAGCAUGGACGAGUAUGGCAAUUUGCAAGACUGGGUGCAACAAACCAGCGGUCAGCCCGGCGAAGGCGCGGGGGCGGGCAGUCGCGCGGGGGCCGGGGCCAUAGGCGGAGCCAGACGACGGGUAGUCUAUGGCAGCACGGACUUGAUGAAUGCCACCGAGUUCCUCACGGAAUCCCUGGCCAAAUUGGGGCGGGAAAGUUGA